AUGGCUCUUUUCUGGAUCCUGUCUUGUCUUGCUCUUGUGAGCGCAACCUAUGGUUGUGGUGUCCCUGCAAUCAAGCCUGUUGUCACUGGCUAUGCAAGGAUUGUGAACGGUGAGGAGGCUGUGCCCCACUCCUGGCCCUGGCAGGUGUCUCUGCAGGAUUACACUGGUUUCCACUUCUGCGGUGGUUCCCUGGUCAACCAGUACUGGGUUGUGACUGCUGCUCACUGUGGAGUCAAGACUUCUCAUCGUGUGAUCCUGGGAGAGCACAACCGUGCUUCCAACACUGAGAGCAUCCAGACCAUGUCUAUUAGCAGGGUCUUCCAGCACCCCCAGUACAACAGCUACACUAUUAGAAAUGACGUCACUCUGAUCAAACUGUCCUCUCCUGCCCAACUCAACACCCGUGUGUCUCCUGUGUGUCUGGCUGGAACCUACGACAACUUCCCUGGUGGACUGAGGUGUGUGACCAGCGGAUGGGGUUUGACCAGAUACAACGCGGCUGACACCCCUGCCCUCCUGCAGCAGGCUGCCCUGCCCCUGCUGACCAACACUGACUGUCAGCGUUAUUGGGGAAGCAGGAUCUAUGAUGUCAUGAUCUGUGCUGGAGCUUCUGGUGCCUCCUCCUGCAUGGGAGACUCUGGUGGUCCUCUCGUGUGUGAGAAAUCUGGUGCCUGGACUUUGGUUGGUAUCGUGUCCUGGGGAAGCAGCACCUGCUCUACCAGCAUGCCUGGAGUGUACGCCCGCGUCACCAUGCUCCGUUCAUGGAUCGACCAGACCAUUGCCUCUAACUAAAGCUGUCAAAGCCAUGCAUUCAGUUUCCUCCUCUUUAUCAAUAAAGAUGAGCUUGUUUAAAUGAC
This is a messenger RNA of Chanos chanos (milkfish), 857 nucleotides long. RefSeq names its product chymotrypsin A. The transcript is spliced from 7 exons. Bases 1 to 792 code for a protein of 263 amino acids. Gene Ontology annotation, molecular function: serine-type endopeptidase activity. NCBI's taxonomy places the organism in Eukaryota, Metazoa, Chordata, Actinopteri, Gonorynchiformes, Chanidae. The record is from RefSeq and is a predicted model, not a curated record. Gene Ontology annotation, biological process: proteolysis.